Messenger RNA from Dermacentor andersoni, 2687 nucleotides. RefSeq lists its product as uncharacterized. Gene Ontology annotation, molecular function: protein binding; diphthine methylesterase activity. Lineage: Eukaryota; Metazoa; Arthropoda; Arachnida; Ixodida; Ixodidae. Gene Ontology annotation, cellular component: cytoplasm. Gene Ontology annotation, biological process: protein histidyl modification to diphthamide. The record is from RefSeq and is a predicted model, not a curated record.
UUUGCGCAUACGCAGUAUAGUGCACGCAUACAAACAUUCGUACACUUAACCAGAAUAAGGAAAACUACGCAGAAAAGCGCGUGCGCGCGCCGCAUGGAGGAAUGAAAACUCCAUGGCGCGCCGACAUUUUCGAAGGGCAUGCAAAUGAUUUCGCUGAACAUGAAAGCGAAAAUAAAAUUAUAUGUAGGCACGCGACACUACAAGUAGACCUGAUGACUCACAGUCGUUUGGCAAUAUUCUCAAAAGCGCCGUUUUACACGGGCGAAGGUAAAAUGUGCGGGUAUUAGUUUGUGUUUGUGCUUUCUAACACCCAACAACUCGAUUGCACUAGUCUGUUCAACGCAUGUAGAGUUCAUAGAUUCUCCAUUACAUUGGUCCUCGAUGCCAUAGAGUUUCUCAAAAGUAUGGAAAACUAUGCGGAGCGAGCAGACGAUGGCAAUGUAGUCUUUAAAUCGCACUAGUAGUGAAAUUUUACUUUUAGCAGAGCCAGUUCCCUGUGUUUUAUUUUUGGAGUUUCCAGACAUAAGCGUUACCUACUCAUAAGAAUGUAUAUAUAAAAAAUGUUUAAGCAAUGUGAAGCUUCGAUAUUUUAGUUUACUCCUUCACUCACAGAUGACGCAACAAGCAGUAAAAAGCACAACAUUUUAUUGUGCGGUAGGUCUUUUUAGUUUGACCAAUCAGUAGACAGCUUUCGUAUCACCAAGACAGCUGCACGGACCACAUGGAUACACAUGGUGCACGUGGUUUUUCCCCCUUGUUUGGUUUCCACCUGCGCGUUUAUGUGGUCGUUUGAAGUUGUUUACAGUGGACGCUUCCGAUUUUCGCAAUCAUCGUAAACAUCUCAAACUGCCGUCUCUGCGGUCAUGGUGAAACCGGCUAAGCUGUGGUCCACGGACCUCGGUCUGCCGGCUGACUGCGUCGAGUUCUGCCCAGUUAGACCCGAAUUGUUCGUCGUUGGGAUGUACAAGUUGAAUGAAGAGGCAGGCGAGCGCCACGGUGCCUUGACUACCUUUCAGUGGCAUGGGGGAGCAGACGUGCAGCUGUUGUGCCAUUCUGGCUCUCUGCCGGGAGCGCUCGAUGUCAAGUGGAAGGACAACAUACUGGCAGGCGCCUUCUCCGAUGGCUCAGUGCGGCUAUGCCAGCUGCGGAAGGAACAGCUGGAACCAGAGGCUUCUUGUCAGGCCGCAAACUGCCUGGCGUUGGCUGUGGCUUGGGCACCGGGGGGAGACAAAUUGGCUGCAAGCUGCUCCAACGGGUCCGUCUCGAUACUGAGCUGUGGCUCGGCUUCCUUGGAGUCCAUGGCGGAGAUCCAGUGCCACAACUUUGAAGCUUGGAGCGUUGCCUGGGAUGCCGCACAGCCGCAAGUCUUCUACACUGGAGGUGACGACUGCCGAUUCUGCUGCUGGGAUGAGCGAAGUCCUGCGCAGGCUGUCCGCACGUUGCGCAGGCACACCAUGGGAGUGACAGCCAUCGCGCCACAUCCCAACCAGGGUCACGUGCUGGCGUCGGGCAGCUAUGACGAGCAAGUGCUGCUGUGGGACACACGAAGCUUCUCCAAGCCUUUGGCCGAGUGCCAAGCAGGAGGCGGUGUCUGGCGACUUCGCUGGAGAACGGGCCUCGCGUAUCAGCAGCAGUUGCUGGCAGUUGCUGCAAUGCAUGGAGGGGCGUGCGUGCUUGCCUACAGCUCUGCAGAUGCCCUGAAGAUUGUGUGCGCCUAUGGUGGCCACCAGUCCAUGGUGUAUGGCAUCGACUGGGCAAGCGAGGACACUCUGGCGUCAUGUUCCUUCUACGACAAGCACCUAGCGCUGUGGCGGCACGACACCCUCCGGGAAUGACGGCUGUGCCACAAAUUAUGCAGCAUUACAAGAUUAUGAGCAACCAAUUAACCACAAACUGCCCGAGCAGAAUGUUAUUGUGUUUUUGCAUUUUUCUUACUUCUUUUUUAUUAUUAUUAUUCUUUUACGCCUCUUGUUGACAUGGCAAUCAAUGGCAGAGGUGGUAUUCUCGAGCUACCGCUUUCGGGGAUACGAUCACUUUCGCACGAUUUCACACGACUCAGCACCGAAUGCAUAUACAGCCGACGGCGUUCCUGGCACCACACAAAGAUAGCGAGUGUGGCAAAGUGCCAGGAAUGCUGUCCGCCGUACAAGCCGACACGUCCAGUGCCAAGUCACGCAAAAUCUCGCAAAGGUGAUUGUAUCCCUGAAAGUGAUCGCUUGAGAAUACCACCCCAGCACUCUCUCAAGAGUCACUGCCACUUUCUCAGUCAAAUAUGCCUAAAAAAGAUUACUUGACAGAAGCAGAAACACCUUGUAUGGAUUUAAAAAAAGAAAGUCCCUUGUACCUCCAUUAUUGUUAAAUGCAUGCCUUAUUUAUUACCUGUGGAUCACAAAAACAGGGGCCAAGCAGGCACACUACUGCCAACAGGCCACGCCACGAAGUAAAUGGCGGCACAAACCUCACAGCGAAAUGAAAAACAUAAGGCAAACAAAAUGUCAAGUUUGUAAAACCACUGCUGCUGCUGUGGUGUUUGUUCCCACCUUUGGUGUAAAGCUGGUCAGCCGCAACUACAACAGUCACACAGUUAGGGUUGCCAACCAUCCCGAAUUUAGCGGGACCAGUCCCGGCCUUUUGAGUGUAUAAAGGUUGUUGGAGAACAACAAAUAAACCAGAUUUCAUUUCUAUAA